AUAUUUAUUAUAUUUAUCUAUUUGUUAUUUUAUUAUAUAAAAUACUUUAGUGAAAGUAAUAUUCGCGGAUUGUUUAAAGUUAAGAUCAUAUAAGAUCAUAUAAAGAAUCGAAAGUAUAUAUAUAUUUAAGACAUAAAAAUACAAAUAUUUUUUGAUAAAGAAAUUUAUUUUCAUCGAUAAAAAAAAUCUAUUACGGAAACUUCUUGUAAGUUAUAUAAAGUAUAGAUAAGAAUAAUAAAUACAAUAGUAAAUACGAUCGAAAUACGACAGUAGAAAAUAUAUUAAGAUAAUUUGGACAAGAUUGCCAUGUUUUUUUGCCACCAUCUUAAUAAAGCGAACGUGCAUUUUAUAAGAAGGGCUUAUAUCAAAUCUUGUAGUAACAAUAUUGUUUCCUCACAAAUAUUAUUGCCAAAAAUUCAUCAAUCAUUCAAUAAUUCAACAUUUUUAUUCGUUAAAACAUUUAGUAACAUUUCUUCUAUAACAAUGACUAAAAUACAGGUUGGAUCUGUUGUUGAUAUCUUAGGUGAUGAAAUGACAAGAAUCAUUUGGGAUUCCAUUAAAGAGAAACUUAUUUUACCAUAUUUAGAUAUUAAAUUAUAUACUUAUGAUUUGAGUAUUGAAAAUCGAGAUGCUACUAAUGAUAAUGUGACUAUAGAAUGUGCUGAGGCUAUUAAAAAAUAUAAUGUAGGAAUCAAAUGUGCUACUAUUACUCCAGAUGAAAAAAGAAUGAAAGAAUUUAAUUUAAAAAAAAUGUGGAAAAGUCCAAAUGGUACUAUUAGAAAUAUUUUAGGUGGUACAGUUUUUCGUGAACCUAUUAUCUGUAAAAAUAUACCAAAAUUAGUAAAUAAUUGGAUUCAACCAAUUAUCAUUGGCAGACAUGCUCAUGCAGAUCAAUAUAAAGCAGUAGACUUUAUAAUACCUGGUCCAGGAAAACUUGAAAUUAUAUGGACUGGAGAUAAUGAACAAAAAAUUCAGCAUACAGUUCAUAAUUUCAAAGGACCUGGCAUUGCUCAAGCUCAAUAUAAUACAGAUGAGAGUAUUCGUGCUUUUGCUCAUAGUUCUUUUGAAUAUGCUUUAUCAAGAAAUUAUCCUUUGUAUCUUUCUACAAAGAAUACAAUUCUUAAAGAAUAUGAUGGUAAAUUUAAAGAUAUUUUUCAUGAAAUAUAUGACAAAGAAUAUAAAGCACAAUUUGAAGCCAAGAAUAUUUGGUAUGAGCAUCGUUUGAUAGAUGAUAUGAUAGCAUAUGUAAUGAAAUCAAACGGUGGUUUUGUAUGGUCUUGCAAAAAUUAUGAUGGUGAUGUUCAAUCUGAUUGUGUAGCACAAGGCUAUGGAUCCCUAGGUCUGAUGACUUCAGUUUUAAUUUGUCCAGAUGGACGUACUGUGGAAGCUGAAGCUGCUCAUGGUACAGUUACAAGACAUUAUCGACAAUAUCAACAAGGAAAAGAAACUUCAACAAAUCCCAUUGCCUCUAUAUUUGCAUGGACAAGAGGUUUACUUCAUCGUGCAAAAUUGGAUGAUAACAAAGAUCUUAAACAAUUUUCAGAAACAUUGGAAGCAGUUUGUAUUAAUACUAUUGAAUCAGGUUUCAUGACAAAAGAUCUUGCAAUUUGUAUCAAAGGCAUAAAUAAUGUUACUAGAUCUGAUUAUUUAGAAACAUUUGAAUUUAUAGAUAAGUUAGCAGAAAAUUUGCGAAAACAACUAAAAUUAAACUGACUAGAAUAUCUUUCUAAUAAAAUGUUAUCAAAGUAUUAAUUAUAUACUUAAAAAAAACUAUUAUUAAUAUAUGGUUAUGGGAAAAGAAUAUGCAUUUAGAUUACAAAAAUAAAAUGUAAUAAUAUAAAUGAAAUUGAGAUUAAUAUAUUGUAAUUAUAAUUUUUGUAAAAAUAUAUUCAUCAAAUU
This is a messenger RNA of Apis laboriosa (Himalayan honeybee), 1899 nucleotides long. It is a transcript of the gene Idh, whose product is annotated as isocitrate dehydrogenase [NADP] cytoplasmic. Gene Ontology annotation, biological process: isocitrate metabolic process. NCBI's taxonomy places the organism in Eukaryota, Metazoa, Arthropoda, Insecta, Hymenoptera, Apidae. Gene Ontology annotation, molecular function: NAD binding; isocitrate dehydrogenase (NADP+) activity; magnesium ion binding. Bases 307 to 1713 code for a protein of 468 amino acids. The transcript is spliced from 2 exons. The record is from RefSeq and is a predicted model, not a curated record. Gene Ontology annotation, cellular component: mitochondrion; cytosol; peroxisome.